AUGGGUACUUUUGCGGGCGGAGGCCGCGGAAGGUGGGUUUACCCAGGCCCAACUACGGAGAUUACUUUCGAGAACGGCACUAGUUUGGCCUUCGACAACUUCGCUAGGGUGCUUAUACCUUUCGACGGAGUCACGGAUGGCCAAAGUUUGUACGAUCUGUGGUUCACCCCAAAGGAGACGACCUCUGCCGCCCCAACAACCACAGCCGCAGCUAUAUCUACUAUUCCCGCGACCACAUCGAUUGUAGCCACUAGCACUCCCGCCCCUGGUUAUCCGCCGCCAGUUGUCCGACAAAUCAACAACUUGAUCGGCGGAUAUUACAUUGACGAUGAGGACUACACCGAUGUUGCUGUCCUCAGCGUGCCAUCUUUUGUGUCACUUGAUAGUGCAGAGGUUUCCUUCCAGGCAACCAGCAAGGAGUUCAUCGCGAAGGCCAAGGCAGCUGGCAAGACGAAGCUAGUAAUCGAUCUUAGCGCCAAUGGUGGAGGCACAAUCCUCCAGGGCUACGACCUAUUUAAACAGCUUUUCCCAACGAUAGACCCUUAUGGCGCACAACGCUUCAGGGCGCUCGAGAGUACCAACCUCAUUGGCCAGAAGUACUCUGAGAUCUCUGAGAAGGUGCCGCGUACUUUGGACACGACUAAUGAGACACUGCUCAAUAUUGAGUACGACAUUGCCUCAACUCCAUUCAAUUACCUCACCGAUAAGGACCUCGAGGGCAAACAAUUCCCGAGCUGGCCAGCAAAGUUUGGGCCUCAUGAGCAUUAUGGCGAUAAUUUCACCAGUCUGUUCCGUUGGAACCUCUCGGACGUUCUCACUCCGUUAAACAGUGGCGGAAUCUACAUUACUGGCUACGGAAACCUGACAAACGUCACGCAGCCUUUCGCUGCUGAAGACGUCAUUAUUGUCACUGACGGAUAUUGCGCCUCCACCUGCACCAUAUUCUCGGAAUUGAUGCGCCAACAAGCUGGUAUCAAGACUAUUGCUCUUGGUGGACGUGCUAAGCCUGGCAUCAUUCAAGCCGUGGGUGGCGUCAAAGGCACAAACGACCUACCCAUGGACUACAUCCAAUACCUAGUCCAAGUGGCUUAUGCCUACGCUACCCCUGAAGAACAAGCUUACUACAACACUACCGAACUGGGCGAUUACUUUUCCAAUCUAGUAUUUGAGCGCGCCGCUCCGGGCACCUCAUACAACGUCAACUUCCGAGACGGCCUCAGGAAGGGUGACACCUCAGAGGAGCAGAUCCCGCUACAGUUCAUCUACGAGGCAGCAGAUUGCCGCAUUCUGUACACCCCGGGCAUGACUGUCGACGUGACGGAUAUCUGGAAAGCAGUAGCAGACAGCGCGUGGGGCGGAGACAGCAAGUGUAUCGCUGGUAACCUUGGGAACUCUACAGGUGGAUACAGGAGAAGGAGCACAGGGUCAACGCUGAAGAAGAGAGCCGGAAGCGUGCACGAUUACCCUCUCGAUCUUUAUACCGAUCUUCGCGGCAGCAGUGUGUCGUCGGGUGAUGGGUACAUGAUGCCGUAAAAUAUCCGAAACUUUCGGUUCUUCUGCAAAUGCGCAUGAAAAGUUUUGUUUCCAGCUUGUAUAGAUGCAUGAGACACGAUGUAAUAAAGUAGGU
Mytilinidion resinicola is the source of this 1627-nucleotide messenger RNA. RefSeq lists its product as uncharacterized. The coding region runs from base 1 to 1533 and encodes 510 amino acids. The transcript has 2 exons. Lineage: Eukaryota; Fungi; Ascomycota; Dothideomycetes; Mytilinidiales; Mytilinidiaceae. Gene Ontology annotation, biological process: proteolysis. The record is from RefSeq and is a predicted model, not a curated record. Gene Ontology annotation, molecular function: serine-type peptidase activity.